Messenger RNA from Branchiostoma belcheri (Belcher's lancelet), 1974 nucleotides. RefSeq names its product vesicular glutamate transporter 3-like. Gene Ontology annotation, molecular function: neurotransmitter transmembrane transporter activity; L-glutamate transmembrane transporter activity. The transcript has 11 exons. Gene Ontology annotation, biological process: synaptic transmission, glutamatergic; transmembrane transport; neurotransmitter loading into synaptic vesicle. Bases 1 to 1584 code for a protein of 527 amino acids. Gene Ontology annotation, cellular component: synaptic vesicle membrane; excitatory synapse. Lineage: Eukaryota; Metazoa; Chordata; Leptocardii; Amphioxiformes; Branchiostomatidae. The record is from RefSeq and is a predicted model, not a curated record.
AUGGAGUUGUCCUACGUUCCCAAGCGCUACCUUGUCACUUGCCUGGUGUAUUUGGGGAUCCUUUGCCAGUACUCCAUGAGGAGAAACCUGGACGUGGCUAUAGUGGCAAUGGUCAACACGACAGGUCCUGAGGAUGCCCAGACAUCGGAUGAGCAACAGCUAACGCCGGAGUUUGAUUGGUCGCAGACGAUGAUUGGUGUGCUGUUCGGAUGUUACUACUGUGGCUAUGUAAUGACGAAGCUGAUUGGAGGUUACCUGUUCGACCGUUAUCCCUCCAUACGUAUCCUGGAAGGUUCCAUCUUCUUCGGCGCUGUGAUCCACAUCCUCCAGCCGCCCGCCGCCAGGCUGCACGUGUCAGCAUUCAUCAUCUCACUCAUCAUGCAGGGCGUCGUGGAGAGCAUGACUAUACCAGCGGCCUAUGCUGUGAUGGGGGCCUGGGCUACGCGUACUGAAAACAACCAGAGGACGCCAUUCGUACUUACAGGUCAGUACAUUGGUAUGUUCAUCGGUACUUGCGCCACCGGAGUUAUCACAGAGAAGCUGGGAUGGGCCGCGUCCUUCUAUAUAUUUGGAAUGGUGGGUAUAGCGUGGGGCGUCAUCGCUGACGUGUCCAUCCGGGACUUUUCGUUAGAAAGACCCCCCAUGGAGCCGGAGGACAACAUCUUCUUACAUGGCGAUCGGUAUCAAGAUGGCGACAGCGUCAACGAAAGAACUAAGUUACCUCAGAUGCAGACAGCAGUGCACCGCCCACCGAUCCCGUGGUUGCGCAUGCUCACCUGCCCGGCAGUGCACGUGAUCGUGGUGUGCCAGGUGUUCCUGCAGUGUGGGACCCACCUCAUGACGACAUACGCACCGCUGUACUACGUACACAGCUUCCACGGCGACGUCAAAACUGUCGGAACGUCUGCCGGUGUCCCAGUGCUGAUCGUCGCGGUGUGUCUAUCUGUGGCCAGCAUUGUGGCGGAUUCCCGCUAUUGGAGGAGCACCAUGUCCACUGAACGCCUCAGAAAGACCGUCAACACCGUCGGAUUCUUUGGACUGGCCGCCUGUUCCAUAUCUCUGGCGGUAUCUACAGGGUUUGCAAGAUCGCUGACAAGUUUCUGUCUGAGUGCGGUGUUCGUAGCGACUGCCAUGGGUGGAGGAUUUCUAGUGAACCUCCUGGACAUCGCUCCAAUCUUCGCUGGUGAAAUUAAAGGAAUUUCUACUACAGUUUCUCAUCUGGCCGGUUCCAUUUUCCUCGUUGCUGUUGGCUUACUGACUAAAUACAAAACAAGGAACGAAUGGUCCAUCGUCUUCACAGUAACGGCUUGUGCCCUCAUCGUGGCCGCCAUCUUGUUUAUCAUCUUCGGGAGUGGGAACGAGCAGUCCUGGGCACGAGAGGAGCCCAAGGAGAAGAGAUUGACAUGUACAGCCCCUGCAGUACCGGAUAUUACGUCAGUCUUUACAAAGACCAUACUUCCUGUUCAAUAUCCACUGGAGGAAGACUACUCAAGAAAUUCUGACGAAGAAGAAGACUACUUUGAGGAGGAAGACACUGCAAUGGCUCAUAAUUUGGUGGAUGGAAAAUAUUCGAAGUCAUAUUGAAUUAUGGUUUUGUACUGUUAGGUAUGGUCUUGUUAAGUUUAAAAGCACAAAAACAUAAUGUAUAUUGUGUAUUUUGUAGUUUGCUAAGGAUUAGUAGAAUGGUUGGCAUCAAAUUAGUCCCUAAAUACACAACAAAUGACAGUAUUUCAUACUGCCUGGUUGUUGAGAGACAGUGAGAGAGGUAUUAAAGGCAACUCUAAAUAUGUUACAUGACAGACGUUUUCCUCAAUGAAUCCCACACUAGCUUGUUAUUCAAAUCCGACCCCUUAAAUUUAAUACUUUUGGUAGAUUGAAUUUUAUUAUAAAAAUUAGUCUUUCAGGUUCACCAACAACGUUUAGUUUAGUAGCAGACAAAGACUAUUUUCACGAAUACAUGCACCUUCCAAUUUU